This is a messenger RNA of Glarea lozoyensis ATCC 20868, 3354 nucleotides long. Its product is annotated as ARM repeat-containing protein. Gene Ontology annotation, cellular component: AP-3 adaptor complex; membrane coat; endosome membrane. The transcript is spliced from 6 exons. The record is from RefSeq and is a predicted model, not a curated record. Gene Ontology annotation, biological process: Golgi to vacuole transport; protein targeting to vacuole. Bases 1 to 3354 code for a protein of 1117 amino acids. NCBI's taxonomy places the organism in Eukaryota, Fungi, Ascomycota, Leotiomycetes, Helotiales, Helotiaceae.
AUGGGUUUGAAGGAAGUGGUCUGUAGAAUCGCAACAGCUCGGGUGAAUCUCGUAAAACCGUUCCGCCAGCCGGUUCGAGACAAUCACGUCGUCCCCAGCUCCACGCGCAGGGGUGUUGGUGGGGGACCUCAUGUGAAAUCCAGAUUCACCUGCGACCACUGCAACCGCACCUUGCGAAUUAUAUGUGCAUUUUGUUAUGCGACAACCAAUCUUUCAAAGUCCACACAGAAAGGAUUUGUCAAUGUAGAGUUCCCGAAUCAUGUCGAUCGAAUCUCCCAGUCUGCCAGGUUCGAGAAGUCUCUUUACGACCUCAUUCGAGGUCUCCGAAACCACAAGGGAAACGAGAAGGAAUACAUCCAGAACAGCUUGAAAGAAUGUCGGGCGGAAAUCAAGGGUUCGGAUAUGGACCUCAAGGCCACCGCGCUCUUGAAACUCGUCUACCUCGAGAUGUUUGGUCAUGAUAUGUCCUGGGCAUCCUUUCACGUACUCGAAGUCAUGUCCUCUCCGAAAUACUUGCAGAAAAGGGUCGGAUACCUGGGUGCGGUUCAGAGCUUUAGGCCCGACACGGAAGUCCUCAUGUUGGCUACUAACCUGCUGAAAAAAGAUAUUACCUCCACAUCUGCCAUCAACAUGUCUCUUCCGAUUAUCACGCUCCCUCACAUUAUCACACCUUCUCUAGCAUUGUCGGUUCUCUCGGAUCUUCUCCCACGACUGACGCACUCCCAUCCAACAAUAAGGAAGAAGACUAUCGUGACAUUAUAUAGACUUGCCCUAGUCUAUCCCGAAACAUUACGCCCCGCCUGGCCUAAAAUCAAGGACCGGCUAAUGGAUGAAGGGGAGGACCCAAGUGUGACAGCCGCUAUAGUGAACGUAGUUUGUGAAUUGGGAUGGCGGAGGCCUCACGAUUUUCUACCUCUAGCACCAAGGUUAUUCGAGCUUCUUGUAGAUGGUGGUAACAAUUGGAUGGCUAUCAAAUUGAUCAAGCUAUUUGCAACUCUUACGCCUCUGGAGCCUCGGUUGGUCAAAAAACUCCUACCUCCUUUGACAAACAUUAUCAAAACAACCCCUGCAAUGUCAUUAUUGUACGAGUGUAUAAACGGCAUCAUUCAAGGCGGAAUUCUGGGCAGCAACGAUGAUUCUGCUGACGGCGAGGAGAUUGCAACGCUCUGCGUCAGUAAGUUGCGGGGUAUGAUAAUGGUGGAGGGCGAUCCUAAUUUGAAAUAUGUCGCGUUACUGGCAUUCAACAAGAUUGUUGUCACACAUCCGUAUCUUGUCGCUCAGCAAGAAGAUGUCAUUAUGGAAUGCAUUGACAGUUCUGAUAUUUCUAUCCGGCUGCGAGCCCUCGAUCUAGUAGUCGGUAUGGUGAGUAGCGAGAAUUUAGUGUCGAUCGUCGGUCGCUUGAUGCGACAACUACGAAAUGCUCGCUCACAGACGCUGGAAGAAGCCAACGAGCGGCCAGUAUCAGGUGUAAUCGAGCCGAUAGCAGACUCCGAUGACGAAACCCCCGAAGUAACUAUCAGGCCGGACAGGGGAGCGUCUCAGGAACCAUUGCUCCCAGAUGACUAUAAGAUUGAUGUGAUCAGUCGAAUUCUGGAAAUGUGCGCUAGCAAUAACUACGGGAAUCUAGAAGACUUCGAUUGGUAUAUCGAUAUACUGAUUCAACUUAUAAGGAGUGCGCCACUUGCAAAAUCCGCUUCGGGUGCCGAGGAACGCGGAUCAAGAGAUAAUAGCUCAUCUAGUCUGGAUAUAUCUGAGAAAAUUGGUGACGAGCUCAGAAAUGUCGCGGUAAAGGUACGAGCAGUUAGAGCAUCAGCCACACAUGCGGCCGAGAAUUUCCUGAUCACAAUGUAUAACGACAACUCCUCCCCAUUCUCCCCAGCUACUGGAGCACUAAAGCCUUUGGCGUGGAUUGUCGGAGAAUAUGCGAGUUCUCUAGAGUCUCCGGAUGGAACACUUACCGCCUUGCUGCACAUCACAAGAAGUUCAGCGCCAGCAGAAUGCAUCAUUUUGUAUUUACAAGCCCUGCCAAAGAUCUUCGCUUUAGUUGCAGGAGAUGACCGAGCUUCUUGGACACCAGAGAGGAAAACCAUGUCAUCACUUCUCAUGGCUCGCAUUAUCCAUGCAUUAGAACCACUUGCAAUGCACCCGGAUCUUGAAGUUCAAGAAAGAGCAGUCGAAUUUGCUGAAUUGCUGAAGUUGGCUGCAGAAGCUUCUGCUGGUCAGGAUGUAUCUUCGGAUGAAGUUGAGCAAGGAGCGCCACUUCUACUGACCCAAGCUAUUCCAUCCUUAUUCUCCGGACAGGAACUGAAUUCUGUUGCGAUUGGAGCACAAAGGAAUGUUCCAAUUCCUGCAGGAUUGGAUUUGGAUGAGCCAAUCAAUGCGAAUUUAAGCAGUCUCCUGAGAGCUGUUGACUCCGCGCUGUUCGACGAACCUGACGGGGACGAGUUUGAGACGUACUACUAUCGUGCACCUCCAUCUGCUCCAAGCGUCUCCGAACCAGCAGCAAACAGGUUAGGCGGUCCCUCUGAAGAGGCUGUUCAGUCAUAUCAGCACGGCAGCGAAGAAAGUUACCUUGAUCCAGAUAUUGUUGCACGACGGCGGGCUGAAAGAUUAGAAAGGAAUAAGGAUGAUCCUUUCUAUAUUGCCCCUGUAGAAUCGUCUGGAACAUCAACGCCCUUACACAACAUACUGCAGAGUAAUAACGGUCCCGAUCUUGACUUGGAUGCCAUUCCAAUAAUGCAACUGAAACUCGACGGCCCGGGUUCAGAAAUGACUGGGCAAGGACUGCCCAAAAAGCGCAAACCUCCCAAGGCGCACCAGCGAAUACAGGUUGCCGCGGAUGAGACAUUGGGAAGUGGGUCGACUACGCCAAAAUUUGACGAUUCGGAAAAUAGCUUUGAGGGGGCUCAGAGAGCGAGACCCAAGGGUAAGCAGUCUUUGCUCCAGGUCGACUCGAGUCACAUUGGAGCUUUCUCUCUAGAAGGAGAUGGAUCCGCUACUGGAAUAGACUUUGAGCGACAGCAAAGAGAAGAAGCUGAGAUGGCAAAAGCCAUGAAAGAGGUUGACAGAUUACGUUUAGAGAUGCAGAGAGCCAAUGAACGUAUACAAGCUGCUCAAGGCGUGUCCUUGGAAGGUACUGUGGUCAAAAAGAAGACGAAGAAAAAGGCAAAACCUGUUGAAGGAGAAUCAGUGGAACCAGUGAAAAAGAAGAAAGCGAAAAAGGCUGUUAUUGAUGAAGGGCAAGGUGAGGCCUCUAAUGUGGCCGAGGUCGUGAAGCCGAAGAAGAAAAAGAAGAAGCCAAAGGUGGAUCAAGUGAACGACCAACCUGAAACAUUAGUCCAGCCCAACGAAUAG